This is a messenger RNA of Scutellospora calospora, 823 nucleotides long. Lineage: Eukaryota; Fungi; Glomeromycota; Glomeromycetes; Diversisporales; Gigasporaceae. The record is from the annotation of a GenBank genome assembly.
GAGCGAUAGGUGCGAUAUCGAACUUUUUCAACGUAGUAUUUUAGAAUAUGGCACUUGCCCAGACUGCCAUUUACAAAAUACCUUUAUUUGCUGGUGUAAGUCUUGCAAUUCUGAAAGAUUUCGCAAAAAUUUUAUGAAUUGGACAAGUGGAGAUGAAAAUAUUAAUGAUCUUAUUCGAGAAGCUCAAUUAUCAGCCGAAAGUCCCUGGGAAAUUUUAGAAUUCAUUCCAUACGAUCGCCUUAGGGACAUUAUCUAUCUUUCUAGCGGCGGCUUUAGUCAUAUAUAUAAAGCCAUUUGGAUUGAUAGUUAUAUUCGAAAAUGGGACCCUAAUCAAAAUGAUUGGGUUAGGAAGAAACUCAGGAUACACAAUUGGAGUUACAUUUAUGAUACAGAUACACCAACCAUUAAUUCAACCAUUGGAAGAAUGGUCGUGCUGAAAAGUCUUAAAAAAUUUGCAAGCAAAGAAUUACUACUGACAGAAGUAGUAAACCAUUUACGAUCGUUUAAAGCUGCGAGAAAAAUUGGAUCAAUGAUAUUUCCGUUAGUUGGAAUUACUAAAAACCCAAUGACCUUGGAGUAUAUGGUCGUAAUGAACAACUGGCUUGAAUGCCACAAAAAAAAUAAAGAUAUUGAAGAAGAUAGUGAAGUCAUGCAAUUUCGUAAUGCUGACAAGAAGUUGAAAGAAUCUUCAAACCUAAUUUCUCAUUUAAGAUCAAAAAGUUAUCAUCCUGAAGCAUCCUGCAACAGUAGAUUUCUUAACCCUUUACCACUAAGUAAUAUGUAUAAAAUUAAAAAUGGUAAUGACAAAAUAACGGUAAAUUGA